UUGGCGUCGAGUCGCGGAGUGAUAAAUAGCGAUUAAACGGUGCGUUUGUCACAUCGUUCAGUGUACAUGAUAGCGAUCGCGAGGGAGUAAACGAUGAUUUCGGAACUAUUUCAAACCAUGCACAAGGCGCGGUUCAGCGGCAUCCGGAUUGUGCCGGAAAAUUCGCCCUCACUGCAGCAAUCGUGCGUGCGUGCAUUCGUGGCGGAAAGUGUCCGCGUUGUGAAGAACGGCCCCAGCUGUGACGAUCGGCUCGAGCAGCUGCAGUUCCUACCUGCACCGUUGCUAACACCCAUCCUGGACCGGAUGAGCAGCCAUCCGGAGCUUCGUGGAAGGCUGCGUGACAAGCUCACGGAUCCGGUGCUGUUUAUGCGGCUGUUCAACGGGUAUGCGGCCGAUUUUGACACCCUCGAGCGGUGUCUGCGUGAAGCCGCCCAAGUCAGCGAUCGUCCGGCGGUUCUGAAGGACCUCGCCGUCAAUUACUGUGAUAUGUUGCGCGUCGAGUUGCGCAAGGGCGGAUCCUUGGCCGAAAGGCAACCGGAUGCGGUUAGAUCGCGCGUGAGAGAAUCACUCCGUCUCGGGGACUAUCUGUACGAGGCCGGUUGGUGCCGGUGUGGAGCUGACGUGCUCGCACUCGCCCACGAACUGCUCGAACUGCUGCCCAUGGCGACAUCUCGCCUGCAGCUCGAGAUGGAGUGCUUAGUGCGGCUGCUGCGUGCCCAAAUCGGGGCUUGUCUGACGUCACGAGCGGCCUCCACCGUCGACCGGUUGCUCACCUUCGUCGGUGGACCGGGUGGCGAUCCCACCGGCGAACAACUGCCGGUUCCUCUAGUCAAGGCCUACCUGCAGCUUGGCAGCUAUUACUACCACGUGCAGGACUACGAUCGCUGCCAUCACUGGGCUCUGCGAGCUCUCGGGGCAACCGUGGACGGGAACGCUCCAGCCAACGGGGACGCGAUCGAUGUCCUGCAGUUGAUCGCACUUUUCUGCAUCGCGAAGGAACGCCACGACCUUGGUAACAUGCUGAUCAGCCAGGCAGUACGGCGGGCUCGCACCGAGUACGGAAGUCUGCACCGACGGUACGCGGAUGUCCUUCAACAGUACGGGUUCGUGUUGCUGCGCAUGAACGCAAUCCUGCCGGCUAUCACCGCGUUCACGGAGUGUCUCGAUGUCACCGGACGUGUGUACGGGAUGGCAAGCCCACACGCCGUCAUCCUUGAAGGCUACCUAGCGCACUGUCUCUAUUUGCGCUCGCACACGACCGGGCGGUUUGAUAUGGCUCUACGCCAUGCCGAAGCUGCCCUCGAGCUGGCCCAGCGGCUUAUGCCGACGAGCCGGCGUGUCCGGCAGCAGCUGGAGCACACGCGUGAUUUGAUCCUGCGAGGUCCUGACCGCCAGCGGGACACCAAAGAGAGCCAACCGACCCGGGAGCGCGAAUAUCGCGCCUUCACGCUGCACGAAAUCAAAGAGAAGUUCUUCGAGCUGGACUCGUCCUUCGAGCGUGACGGGCUUGCUUGUAGCGGUUAAGCAGCACGCGUCAUCACAUCAUCCCCAACAGGCCAUCUGUCGAACUAAGUGUGUAUGCAGUGGAGAUCCACUGCUUCAUUAUUCGCGUUAAGCUAGCAGAUAAGGAUUUACGCAAAGUCAUUAGCAGCGGCUCGAGCAAG
Molecule: messenger RNA, 1664 nt
Organism: Anopheles nili
Lineage: Eukaryota; Metazoa; Arthropoda; Insecta; Diptera; Culicidae
Product: amyloid protein-binding protein 2-like
Exons: 1
Coding region: 94-1524 (476 amino acids)
Biological process (GO): intracellular protein transport
Molecular function (GO): protein binding
Source: RefSeq, a predicted model, not a curated record